AUUAUUGCGCGGGGAAAAUAGGUCCGGCUUAAUCGAUUUUUACCUAUGGGCGAUCGAUAUCGGGACGUCUUGUUCAAGGUGUGCCGGGUAUGUGUACAGAACUUAUUUAGCAAAAACUGACAGCUUCGUUUUUUAAAACCUAGUCAAUACUUAGCUGUUUUAUUGAGUUUUAAUCUCUCUAAGGAAGUCCUUCGAAUUUCAAUAUCCUGCUGCGACGGAAGACAAUGUUUUUGGCGCGAAGAUCCACAUCGAGUUAAUUAGGAUCAGUGUUUCCAUUGUUAAAAUCUCUGUCUUAAAUUUUGACAUUAAUUGAAACCGUGGUUUUGAAUUUUAAACCACACAUUUGAACACGAGAUGAAGAGAUAAGGAACAAGGCCGGGCUGCAAUAUCUAACAAGGAUCUUGAAAACUUAACAGCGACAUUCCACAAUACCUGCACUUUAAUCAGAGGACUUCGGGACACCUGAGGCCGGAUUAGCCUGUAAUUAAUUAUUUAAGUGAUCUACCAGUGACGCGAAGUGCCCUCUUCGACCAAAUAGCCGCAGUGAUUAUAAAUUAGACAUGAUACUACAACCGCCGUUGGUUGAUGUUGAUUAAAAAAGUCAGAGAGUGAAAAUGGAUGCAACAUCUGAGGAUGUCGUGGAGCCGAUGACAAAUGGUGUUCAUCAUUCCGAGGACUCCAAUACAGAACCCCAAGAAAAAAAGGACUGUGACCCAAUUUCAGAGUGUUACAUCUGCAAAAAAGUCUACAACAUACCAAAAACGCUACCAUGCUUCCACGCUUUCUGUUGUUCGUGUUUAGAGGACAAUAUUUCCAAAUCGUUAAACCAGAAUGGACAAAAGUAUUUUGCAUGUCCAAUGUGCGAAGAGAAAUGCGAAAUUCCUCAAGGUGCACUACCUGGACAGUAUGCACACGCAUUUCAGGACGAUUUAUUUCUGGCCAAACUGGUGGAAUUACAAAGUGCAAUGUGUGAAGGCAAGCUAUGUGACAUUUGUGAAAGAAUAGAAGAAAAUAAACCAGCAUCCCAUUGGUGUAUGGAUUGCAACGAUGCACUAUGCGAAACAUGUCUCAAGGUCCACCUCCACGGGAAAACAACGGCUGGACAUUCCUGUCUAUCCAUCGAGGAAAUGAGAAGAAUUCCCCUAGAAACGCUGAUGAAGCAGAAGAACAAAGUGCCGUGUAUGAAGCACAAUGAACUUAUAACACUAUUUUGCGUUGACUGUCGUGAACCUCUUUGUGUUCAAUGCAUGGCCGUAUCUCAUCGCCGAUGUGAAAAUGUGAUCACCGUUUCGGACGCUUUAACGUCAAGAACAGACGUUAACGACGUCAUUUCGAGGCUGAACAAACUGCAAGCGACGGUUGAAAAUGCUGGAGGAAUCGGACAACCUGACAGAACGUUAGAAAACAGCAUUCAUGAGGCACAGGAGAGAAUUAAUACCAUCUGCAAUACUAUUUGCGACCGAGUUCGACAGUACCAAUCCGUCCUGCUGAAAAGUCUUGAAUCGCAGUCUGAAAAAGCAAAAGGUCUCCUUCAGGAUCGAAUACAACCAAGAAAAACGGGUCUGAAAUCGAUUAAAGCUGCCAAUGAUAGAAUGCAGACUCUUUUACGUUACGGAAGUGACGUUGAAAUCCUUCUUGCCUACAACCAAGUCCGAAAAAAAUUAGAUUCAUGCCAAGGUGCUAUAGGCAACACCGAACAGAAAGCUCCCUCCGUUCGGCUUGAUUUCAUCUUGGACGACACGGUCGAGCGAUUCAUUGAAAACUUCGACAGACUCGGGGACCUAACGGUGGACGUAGGGGACUCAGACGAGGGGAUCAGCUCUUGGGGAGUAACCUGUACGUCGUCAGACGACAUUAUUGUUACCGACUGCAAGAACAAACGCAUUCAGAAGUUUAGCAAGUUUGGAGACUUGGUUGACUAUGUACAACUUGAAGACGAGCCACGAGAUAUAACAACAUGCGGGAACCGAGAUGAUGUAGCCAUUACAAUGAUUGGCAAGCUUGUCAUCUUUCUUGCAACACGAAAAACUAUGCAGCUCAUUAAACGCGCUAAGACGGAACGGCAGUAUGAUGGGAUAUCGUACUCCGAAAAGGACGCCUACCUGAUAGUAUCCUCGCUCCGUGACCAGGUCGUGGACAUCAUCCACCUAGACGGUAGCGUCAUGCGAUCGUUCGGCAGUGGUGCUGGCGACAGAGUGCUCUUCAACGAGCCGCGGUUCAUCUCGGCCACACCCGAUCGUACCAUCAUCAUCUCAGACGUCGGCCAAAACGCCAUUAUAUGCAUCGAUCAUAAUGGCAAAGUUGUCUUCAGAUACAAACCUGAUGGCCAAAACGGACUCAAAAAGCCCCAAGGGGUUUGUGUGGAUAAGUUAGGGAAUCUGUUUGUAGCAGACUUCGGCAACAACCGAGUCCAGUUGCUUGCCAGUGAUGGUCUGUUUCAAAGAAACGUACUCGGAAUAGAAAGCGCAUUGGAAAAACCAGUGGCUAUCCGAGUGAGUGGAAGCAAUAGAAUGAUAAUUGUUCAGAGCGACGGAAUGGUCAAGGUGUUUAGUUAUUCGUAAACAACUCAUAACAGUCGCAAAAAUGCCAGUGUAUGGAAUUGGUCGAAGCUUUACGCCUAAAAUGCUACGUGUCGAUGAUAUUACGCAAAACAAGAAAUUGAGAGCUAUUAAAAGAAUAACAGUAAAAUGUUAACAAAGCAGAUUGAACUGCUUUGUUCCAUGUAGGAAUCUUGUUAGAAAAAUGAUUUUUAAUGAGCUUGCCUAGGAAUCUCUUGGAACUACCUCCUGCCAGCUCAGAAAGAAUACCAUGUAACUUUAUGAAUUCAUAUCAGCAAAUCUUAUCAUAUACUUAAACGUUUCCUUUGGUGUAUUAGCCACAUUUUAUCCCCCCAAUAUUUAAUGUAAUCUCCUUCAAGUAAUCUUUGACAAGCUUUCAAAUUCGGUAAAAAUGAUUAUUUCAUGCUGGUGUCACUUAUUAAAUAUUCUAGACAUAAUCUUGCCAUAACUCCAGAGUAUUAACUCAACUCCAAUGUGGUGUUCCGCUUCACUAUCCAAAGGACCUUUUCACAGGCUUACUCAUUCAAUUCCGAUUUCUUUAGUUCUUUCAUUGUAUAAAACCUUUUCGUGACUUCUCCUCUGAUUUUGCAUUUCAAUAUCAUAUGUUUGAUCUACUAUGGGUUAAACACCUACGCUACGCAAAAAAAAAAAAAUGGACAGAAAAGCAUGGAGUAAAUAUGUAAAAAAAAAAAAAAAAAAAA
This is a messenger RNA of Magallana angulata, 3259 nucleotides long. RefSeq lists its product as uncharacterized. The transcript has 4 exons. Gene Ontology annotation, biological process: positive regulation of DNA-templated transcription. NCBI's taxonomy places the organism in Eukaryota, Metazoa, Mollusca, Bivalvia, Ostreida, Ostreidae. The coding region runs from base 615 to 2561 and encodes 648 amino acids. Gene Ontology annotation, cellular component: nucleoplasm; chromatin. Gene Ontology annotation, molecular function: ubiquitin-protein transferase activity; zinc ion binding; protein binding. The record is from RefSeq and is a predicted model, not a curated record.